AUGGCAGGCUGCAAGUUAUUCUUCUUCCUUGUUUUAGCUCUCGCCAUUACUUUUGUCUCAGCUGCUCGGCUACUUAAUGAAGAAGAAGAUAUUGGGUUGGUCCCUUUUCCUACCACAAGUCCUGGUCCUUUGCCAACGGCUGGUUCAGGCCCCUUCCCAACUGCUAGUUCCGUUUCCGCAACUGGUAUCACUUCAGGUACAGGUCCAGCCUCAGGCGGUUCAGGUCCCUUGACCACAUUUACUGGCUCUGGAUCUCUACCAACCACUGGUUCUAGUUCCUUACCGUUUGCUAGUUCGGGUCCCUUGCCUACUACUGGCCCCGUUCCUCUACCAACUGCCGGUUCUGGUCCUUUACCGGGUGCUAAUUCUGGUCCCUUGCCUACUGGUGGUUCAGUUCCUGACCACACUUUGGUUUUCUUCAUGCACGAUAUACUCGGCGGCUCAAACCCGACAGCCAGGGCUGUAACCGGGGUCGUUGCAAACGCAGCUCUCAGUGGCCAACUUCCAUUCGCCAAGCCCAAUGGCGCAAACCUCCCCGUCACUAACGGCCUGCCAUCAAACAACAACAACAACGGAAUCCUCAACAACAACAACGUCCCGCUUCUCGUCGGGCUCGGCGGAACCACUUCCAACAUUCUACAGAACAACGGAAACAACCUCUUGAACGGUCUCCCCGUGGCUAACGGCGGUCAGCUCCCGUCCGGUUCUUCUCUUCAGAUGCUCAUGUUUGGAACAAUGACGGUGAUGGACAACGAACUAACGGAAGGACACGAACUUGGUUCUGGUCUGCUUGGUAAAGCCCAGGGUUUCUACGUGGCAAGCGCCGUGGAUGGAACCAGCCAAACUAUGGCUUUCACGGCUAUGUUUGAGAGUGGAGGUUAUGAAGAUAGCAUCAGCUUCUUCGGUGUGCAUAGAACGGCUGCAUCAGAAUCUCACCUUGGUGUCAUGGGUGGUACCGGUAAGUUUGUGAAUGCAAGAGGCUUCGCCAUUGUCAAGACUUUUACCGGUAGCUCCGGUAACCAGCAGCAGCCUCACCAGUUCACAGAUGGGCUCGAGACUGUUUUGGAGUGCUCCGUUUAUCUUACUUACUAG
Molecule: messenger RNA, 1092 nt
Organism: Microthlaspi erraticum
Lineage: Eukaryota; Viridiplantae; Streptophyta; Magnoliopsida; Brassicales; Brassicaceae
Source: the annotation of a GenBank genome assembly